Messenger RNA from Sphaeramia orbicularis (orbiculate cardinalfish), 4003 nucleotides. It is a transcript of the gene plk3, whose product is annotated as polo-like kinase 3 (Drosophila). Gene Ontology annotation, cellular component: spindle pole; cytoplasm; centrosome. The transcript is spliced from 15 exons. The record is from RefSeq and is a predicted model, not a curated record. Lineage: Eukaryota; Metazoa; Chordata; Actinopteri; Kurtiformes; Apogonidae. Gene Ontology annotation, molecular function: protein binding; ATP binding; protein serine/threonine kinase activity. Gene Ontology annotation, biological process: mitotic G1/S transition checkpoint signaling; Golgi disassembly; DNA damage response. The coding region runs from base 139 to 2142 and encodes 667 amino acids.
CGCAGACACGCCAGAUGGAUACAGUUGGUUGAGGCGGACCCUUCAGUACGCACCAGAACCGACAGCUGAAAAAAAAAAAAAAAAGAAAGACAUCAGCGAAAGGGAUAUACGGACUGAUCAGCCACACCGCUGUUUUACAUGGAUACCGGCUGUUUCACCGCGGCGCAGCGUAUUUCGUGUCACACCAUGAAUGCGGAUUUAUUUAAGCCUGCUCCGGAGCGCGGACCCCAACAGUCCUCAGCCCCGGUGAAGACCAGCAGGAAUAAACCCGAACAAACCAAACCAGAGCUGGCUCAGGUGGUGACAGACUCCAAGACGGGCAGAUCCUACAGUAAAGGGAAGCUUCUGGGGAAGGGAGGCUUUGCUCGAUGCUAUGAGAUGACGGACCUCUCCAACAACAAAAUGUAUGCUGUGAAGGUGAUUCCACAGAGCAGGGUGUCCAAACCACACCAGAGGGACAAGAUCACAAAUGAGAUUGAGCUCCACAAAACCCUGUCACAUAAGCAUGUGGUGAAAUUCUCCCAUCAUUUUGAAGAUCAAGAAAACAUCUACAUAUUCCUUGAGCUCUGCAGUCGGAAGUCCCUGGCACACAUCUGGAAGGCGAGACAUACACUCACAGAGCCAGAAGUGCGAUAUUACCUCAGACAGAUCAUAUCCGGCCUCAAAUACCUCCAUAGCAGAGGUAUCCUGCACAGAGAUCUCAAACUAGGCAACUUCUUUGUCAAUGAGAACAUGGAGCUGCGGUUGGGAGACUUUGGCCUCGCUGCUAAGCUGGAGACAGUCGAGCAGAGGAAAAAAACAAUCUGUGGGACUCCUAAUUAUUUGGCUCCUGAGGUGCUCAACAGACAGGGCCAUGGCACGGAGUCUGAUGUCUGGUCCCUGGGAUGUGUCAUGUAUACACUGAUGUGCGGCAACCCUCCAUUUGAGACUCUUGACCUAAAGGAGACGUACAAAUGUAUAAAGGAAGUUCGGUACAACCUGCCCUCCACGCUUUCCCCUGCUGCACAGAAACUCAUCUCAGGCAUCUUGCAGAAGAAUCCCAGUGACAGACUCACCCUCGAUCAAAUCCUCAACCAUGAAUUUUUCACCAAAGGUUUCACUCCUGAUAAGCUCCCUCCCAGCAGCUGUGUGAUGGUGCCAGAACUCCACCCUCCCAGCCCUGCCAAGAAAUUCUUCACUAAAAUGGCCAAGAGCCUCUUUGGCAAGAAGAAAGCAAAAGUGGAGAAGAUUCCAUGCGAGGAAAAAGAUGACAAAGACAUCUCUAAGCUGGUGUCGGGCAUCGUUAAAUGCUCCAUCAACCGGCAGAUCAGCUACAAAACAGUGGGGCCCAAUGAGGUGCCCUCCCCCACUGGGCAGGUGGUCGGCUCUGUGCCUCUGGAACAGACUCCUGCUGAGGAGGAGUCCAGGAAAUCCAUCUCCCGCUCCUUCAAGGGCACCAUGGCCAGCAGCACUGAGCCAUGUGAGGAUGUCCUGACCCCUGCAGCUGUUUCUGAAGCAGCCAUGAAAGUUCUUAACAGCUGCUUGGCCACCAUGCCUGCAGCUACCAGAAACCCACCCUGUCUGUCUCGGCCACAGUCGUUCCUGUGGGUGACUAAAUGGGUCGACUACUCCAACAAAUACGGAUUUGGCUACCAGCUGUCCAACCAAAACAUUGGUGUGUUGUUCAAUGAGGGGACGCAUCUCAGUCUUUGCGAGCAGCGCAAGACAGUCCACUACUGCUUGACCAACAACAAACACUUCACUUUCCCAGCUAGCUCUUUACCUGAGCAGCUUCGCAGCCAGAAACAAAUUGUAGAGCUCAUGGCCAACUACAUGGAACAGAACCUUAUGGAGGGCGGAGAUCUGCAUUGUGAGGAACAGGUUUCUGGUCCUCCUCCUCUGCUGCUCCAGUGGGUGAAGACUGACCACGCCCUUGUCAUGCUCUUCAACAAUGGCACUCUGCAGGUUAACUUUUACACAGACCACACCAAAAUCAUCCUGUGCAAAUCAUCUGACGACUCCUACCUGCUUACCUACAUAAGCCGAGAACGAGUCUCAUACACUUACCUCCUCAGCAUGCUAACCGAGUUGGGCUGCACAUCUGAGCUACGACACAGACUCCGAUAUGUAGUCCAGCUGCUCCAGCACCACGCCGAUGCCUGAGAGCACAGCCGAGUGCCUCCCAGGCUGUCUGAAGUGACGGGUACCUUGGAGGCAACCUGACUAGUUAACACUUUUUCUUAGGCAGCCUGACUGGUUGGUACAAUCUUUCAAGGCAGUGCCAGAGGGGCUGAUUCUUAGUCAGCUGAUGGACGAAAGGCUGCUCGACUUUUCUGAGCAAUAUUUUUGUCUGGAUUGGUGCUUAGGCAGCUGAUUAUCAAGUUCUUGUGUUGAAGGGUCAAUGAACACUGAACAUCAAGGAGUCAGGACGUUGCCCGACGCAACAUCUGCCUCAAGGGUUUGUGCCUGGCCAGCUUAUGCCUCAGAGGUAUUAAUACCUAAAAGACUCUUACUCCCACCUGGCCUGUAAUGAUGGAUCCCUCACAGAUGGAUGCCUGAAUGAAACCCAAACUCCAAAUAACCUUCUCUCACUCACUGAAAACCACUGCUUCUUGGCUGGAUCAGUCAAAGCCACCAGCCAACCCUGCAGCUCUCGGCCUCCCCUGGUAGUUGAUCAUUUAGGCAUGGUUUCUCAAAGGUAUCUAAACACUAAAAUUGUCCCAAUUGCUUGCAACAGAUCCUGGAUAAUGUUUCAGCUGGACUGCUUUUAGGGUGUGUUCCCAAAAGUAUCUUAGCAGCAAGAUAUUUGCAAUGUUGACUUGUACUGAGAGUGUGAUCUUGCAAAGAUGCUUUGGGGAAAAUCUGUGGUUUAAUGAGAGCGAGACCCUCCUGCCCUCGGUUGGUUUCUGGCCUCUUUGGACUUGGUGCGCACACAUUUUGUUUUUUGUUUUUUUUGUUUUUUUUUUUUUUUUAAGAAAAGACAUGAGCCAGCUAUAGGAUCACACUACGACCUAGACCUCACAUGCACAAAAACAUUCCUGGCCUUAUAUGAUGAUAAUGAUGCUAAGGUUUGGAUAGUCAUUGCUUUUUCUUCUCUAACAUCACUUUUUUGUUUUUUUUUGUUUUUUUUUUGUUUGGUAGUGAAACAAAUUUCACUCAGCGGUACACAACAUACUAAAGGGGCUAUGGGAGCAACACAGUUUUGCACUGUAUUUUUUUUAAUUCAAUUUUUUUUUUUUUUUGGUAAAUUCAUCAGAAAGACUUUUUUACUACCACUUGUUAUACAUAUUUUAUUUGUUUUUAACUAUAUGCCAAAAGUCAUUUUUGUUUUUUAAAGUAGUCAUUUUAAUUUCACAGUAGUUUAAUAUGUGUGCCACAUGUGCUGGUUAACAGAACUGUUGGUUGGGAAUGAGGAAGGUUGGGGGGGGGGCGGGGGGAUGAUAUAAAAGUGCCUUUUUGAGGGAUGUCUGUAUAGUGCAAUAACAACUCUCUGUGAAUGUCAAGCUGGAUACAAACAAGAUUUUAGAUGGGAUUUACAGGUGGGAUUUACUUUUAUACUUGAAAGGAAGUCUAAGAGUAAGUCCAAUAGCACUACACUCUCACUACCUGGUAUAAGCUUUUAGAACAACUGUUAUCAUAAAUGUAUAUCCCAGUAAUAUCUAUUAUGGAAAAAAAAGAAAACAUUGUACUCUUGUUGUACUGUACUGUAAUCCUUAUCGGUUUACAUUGCUUUCUUGACCCAGAGUUGUAUCCUAAAAACUGUGACCUGGAAUGCAAGUGUUACGUACAAGUAUUGUGUUUUCAAAAACCCAACAUUGUGUAAAAGCCAUCUGCCAAUUCAGAAGAGUCUUUAUUUUUUGGCACAUGAUGUCCUGUUAUUUAUUUUUAAUUUAUACAUGUUUUUUUUAUUUAUUGAUGUGCAAAUGUUACGGUCUUGACACAAGGAAAUGUUCAAUUCCGAUCACCUUUUGUAUGUAAUGUAUUUGGGGAAGAUGGGAUUAAAAUAAAGUUAAUUGAAAACCAA